Messenger RNA from Limulus polyphemus (Atlantic horseshoe crab), 5682 nucleotides. RefSeq names its product serine/threonine-protein kinase LMTK2-like. Bases 270 to 2933 code for a protein of 887 amino acids. NCBI's taxonomy places the organism in Eukaryota, Metazoa, Arthropoda, Merostomata, Xiphosura, Limulidae. The transcript has 13 exons. Gene Ontology annotation, molecular function: protein kinase activity; ATP binding. The record is from RefSeq and is a predicted model, not a curated record. Gene Ontology annotation, biological process: protein phosphorylation.
UUAGGGCGUUGAUUCGAUUCGAAAUAAGUGCGUGUUAUACUUAUUUUAAGUUUAGUUAAAUUCUCUUAUAAUUAUAUACAAGUACUUGAAGUAGUUAAGGCACUAAAGGCUUAAGCGAUAAAGUAAUUAUAUUUUCCGCGUAGUUUUGAGUAUUAUUAUAAUUAUAUGAAUGGUAUUAUUAAUAUUUACAAUGUUUUUAUGCAUUGAUAAACAGUAACACUCCAACGUAACUGUCAUAAUGCUGAUACAUAAAUGCUUUUGACCACAUCAUGCCUCAAGAACUCCUAGCAGUGCUUGUAUUUCUGGAAAUCUCCCUAUUCUGUGCAUUUGGAAAACCUUUACAGUUUGCCUCCAUUACUGUGACUGAUACAACUCCACUGGACUUGAAGUUAAUUCUCUCAGCAGUGGUAGCUGGAGCAGUAUUGGUGGCAUUUAUUGGAAUGCUGGUUGGCUGUGUGUGCUGUCCUCCUCAUAGUUUAAAGAACCCAGGAGUUUUCAAUGUGCAUGUCCUUUCUUCCUUUGGACAUCAAAAUGGUACAACUAGGCAAAAUAUUAACACUGGUACCUAUAAUAGACAUGUUGAAACAUGCAUCAGGGAUACAGAGUUUACAAUUUUUCCACCACCUAAUCCAGCUACAAACCAACCUGUUGGACUGCCGUAUGACAAUGAAGUCACAUUUGAACCUCUCCCAGAAAUACAUCCUAGAAGGCAAGACAACAAGACACUGCCUUUAAGUUGUCCGUAUCUACCAGCUCAUUUUACCUAUGCAGUUACAAAAGGAUUUUCUAUUCAUGACUGGUUUGCUGAUCACCACAAAAAUUUUCCUCGUAACCAAUUGCAGUAUCUUCAAGAAGUUGGAUCAGGAUGGUUUGGUCAGGUUGUAGAAGGAGAAGCCCAAAACAUCACUCCUCCUCAAAGGAAAACAAAAGUGGUUGUCAAAAUUCUCCGGGAAGAUGCUUCACCAUCUGAACAUGCAUUAUUUUUGCGUGAAGUUCAACCAUACAGAGACCUAAACCACCCAAACAUCAUAUGCCUCUUGAGCCAAUGUUUGGAGUCUAAUCCUUUUCUUCUCAUAAUGGAACAUUUCACCAUGGAUAUGAAAGAAUACCUUAUUCAGCUUCGUCAUGAUUCAGAGAAAUUGCUAAAGGAAGGACAACUGAUGAGCAUGAUGUGUGAUGUUGCGACAGCUGUACAGUACAUGCAUGAACAUGAGUUUAUCAGCAGCGACCUAGCUGCUCGAAACUGUGUUGUCACCUCAAACAUAACUGUGAAGAUAGGAGACUAUGGAACGUCCAUUCAGAAAUAUAAGGAUGACUACUAUCACCUUGGCAGUAUUGCUGUUCCUAUUCGUUGGUGUGCACCAGAAUGUCUGUUGUGUACAGAAACAACAAUAGAGACCAGAGAGCUUACAAAAGAAGCAAAUGUGUGGUCAUUAGGAGUUUUACUUUGGGAGACCUUAGAAUUUGGAAAACAACCAUACAUAGAGUUGACAGAUGAAGAAGUUCUACAGCAAGUUAUUACUGAACAAACAGUGAAAUUAGAGAAACCUAAGACUCCUUGUGCUCAUUCUAAAAGACUGUAUGAAAUAAUGAAAAUCUGCUGGGAGAUAGUUCACAAACGUCCAGUAAUUCAAAAAGUGGCAGAACUUUUGAGACACCUGUAUGAAAACAGGAAUUUACCAUCUGAUUCAGCAGAAUUUGAAAUUCGUUGGAAUACUUUGCAACCCAUCCCAAGGAAUCAUAACAUUUCAUCCACUGAUUCAUCUAAGGUCUGUAUGCAAUUUGAAAAUGAUUUCAUCAUGAAUCAAAAACAAGACUUUAUGAAAGAUGGGGAAAGUUCAUUUUCUUUUUCGGAAGUAGAACAUUCAUCCCAAGAAAUAUCACCUUCUCGGGGUUCUCUCUCUACAGGGUAUGAAGUAGGUUUUGAACCACAUACAUACAUUUCUCCGAGCCUACAAAACCUUAGAGGAAGUAUAGAAGACUUGAGCACAUUCGAAGAAAGACCGUUCCAGAGUUCUGAAAAUUUAGGUCAUUUGCAUGCAAAAACUAAACAGCUGGGGUCACCUGAAAAAAGUUCAGAACAUGCUAUUACUGCCCAGCAAAUAUCUGAUGCAAUCAGAGACCUAGACAGUAUGCUUGCAAAUAAGGCCUCUUUGUCGGGAGAAACUUCUAACAAGAUGUUUCCUGACAAAAAUCAGCAAAAAGAUGCAGGGUUGAUAGAAAAUAAGGUGCCAGACAGUUUAGUACUUGCAGAUAAAGAUUCUCCCUUUAGUAGCCUUGAUUAUGAGAAAGAUAGCUCUAGCUCAAAACUUAAUAAUUUAUUGUUGGAAAGCCCAAAAGCAAUGGCAGAUCUUUUUAAACUUACUGUUAUUGACAGUGAAACCAGCAGUGAUUCAGACAGUAUGCCUCAUCAAUUUCUUCAAGAAAACAAUUCUGCAUUGACAAUCAAUGAUGUGAAGACCCAGAGUAAUUUAUAUAAUGAAUUUGAAGCUGUAAAUAAGCUAGAUAGUACAAGUGAAGUGAAAUCAAGUAAAGAUUUGAUUACAGUACCUGUUAAAGAACAAGAACAUGAAGAAAAUGUCCAAAUAUUGCCCUCAACAAGUCACAUUUUAUCAGAAUUAGAUCAACAGCCUAAUUCUUUAAUUUAUGUAGAGGGUUACCAACCAGAAUCUGUUUCAAGUAGUCAAUGUCUGGAAAUCGGUAGUAAACAUGAGGAAACAUCAAACACAUCUAACAAACAUAAUAUAUUUAAAGAUAAUUCAGCAUUUGUGCCAAGUGGAGAUAGUGAAAAAAAUGAAAACACAAAAGAAAAGAAACAUUCAGCAUCACCAAACAUAGAGAAUAAAAAUGUAGACACUGAAAGUGGCAAUUGUGAUGACAGUGCAGAAGGUUUGCCUUUAGAAGUUGAGGCUGUUUAUAUUGAGCAUCACUGACUUGAAAAAGUAGCCAAAUGAAACUGACUGUGUUCCAGCAAAUUGUACAGUCCAGAAAAAAAGAGACUAAAAUGGGAAAAGUGCUAUUAUCUUGUAAUUCUUCAAGAAAAUUAUCAUUUAAAGGUUAUCUUAAUACUGCAAUUCAAGAAAAUAUUGCAAUACUGUAUACAUACAUAAUUUUAUUUUUCUGUUAAAAUGUGUGUAACAUCUCAAUUGGUGUUGAUUCCUUGAGUGCAAAUAGUGUAAGCAAAAUAAGUGUGUGUUUAUGUGUGUUUGAUAUAUUAGUGCAAAUGAUGAGUAUAUGUAUGCAGUGACAGCCAUUUGAAGAUAGUUGUAUUAAAAACAAAAACCCUUUUCUUAUGAACCAGUGAUAUUGCCUACUAGGCAAUUUUAUCUCCAACUAAGCUUAAAUAAUCAAAAACCCAUAGUAGUUAAAUAUGAAAAUAAUGUGUGUAUUCUCUUGUUAAAACAACAUGGUAAAAUUUACUUUAAGUGUUAAAGAAUAUCUAUUAGGCCAGUGGCUUUCAUUUUUUGUUUGUGGACCACCUGAUAUCUUUUUUCUUAUCUCAGCAGACCACAACAACAGGAUCUAUAGACUAUGCUGCCAAUCCUUUCUGUAAUUAUGCAAUCUUUCCAUGGACCACAGAUUGGGUACCACUAUAUUAGACUAUUGAUUUUCAUGGUCAGAAGUAAAUAUGAGUAAUUAGAUUUUCUCCUUUAAAUUAAAGACAUGAAAGUUAUAGCAAAAUAUUAUCUACUUAAAAGAGAUGAGAAAGUCCUUCAUGGCUGUUCCUGUGAAGAGCCACAACACUGCAUAAUGGAACUAAUGUACAUUUAAUAUGAAGGAAACUGAACAACAAAAUUUGUACAAAAUAAUUCCUUGUGAACCAACCACCACAAAGAAUUAAUAAUCGUGAGUUGGAUGAAUUAUAAAUGCCCAAAAUUAUCAGUGAAAUAAAUUGGCUGAAUGUUCUUCUAGGAGUAAAAAUUAAGAUCAGAUACUGUUCGUGCUGUGAUUUUUAAAGAGCUUGAGAUUUGAGACUAAACCGACUACAUUGGACACAUCACACUUCAGAAUAGCAUAAGCAUGUUGCAUUUACACUUGACCUAACUGCCUUGUAGAUUUUUUGUAUGCUAUGACUUGAUGUGCUCUCUGUCUGUUAUAUCACUUUCUUUGAUUCUGCAAGAACUUAAUUACAGUAUUUGUUGUGCAGUGCUAGCCCAUAGGCCAAUAUUUUUGUAACCAUUUUUAUUAUGUUCAGAAAGAAUUUAGAAAAAAACGUAAAAUAUGUUAAGAAGUUACUUUGAUUCAUAACAGUAAUUUUAUAUAUAUAUAUAUUUGCUGCAGCACAGAUAUGGCAAUUAAUAUUAGAUUAAGACUUCUGUAAUGUAACAAUUUGUUUGGUUCCCUGAAAUUUAUUAUAUUAAGAGUCCAGAGCUCAGUAAAGAACUAAUAACUGAUGCUUCUUCAACAAGGCAGUGAGCAGAUUGUGCAAUUAUUUCAUGAGCCACGUCACAUACAAACCUCUGGUAUCAUAUCUUAUACAACAGAGCUUCUCCACUGAUUUUGUCCCAUUUUUCCAAAUGUAAACAGUGGCCAGUGAAAAUUGAAGUGAUGUUACAUCAUCUAUAACUUGUACUGUACACAGAUAGGAUUUUCUUAAAAAGUACAGAAAGUUAAAUUGAGAAAACUAUCUAUAAUUAUAAAGAAACAACUACUGGCAUUUUGAAUGAGGAUAAAGUUGUAAACAAAAGUUUUUAAAAACAAAAGAAUACCAGAAAUGUAAUUUUGUACUGUUGAAAAUGAUUUUAACUACUUUAUAAAGGAUAGUAGGUCAGUCGUUUAAUGCUCUAAUGAAUGCAGUUUGGCUCGAGGGCAAAAUUACACCAUUGAAUUAAAAAAUUAUAAAAAAUAAACUUCUAAUAAUUUCUCCAUAUAAAAAAACACUUAAGAGUUGAAAUAUACUCAAAAAGUUUUUGAUUUUAUGUAUACAAAAAUCUUUAAUUGCAAAUUGUUUUUAGAGUUGAUUUCACCAAGCUCCCAACAAAAUCAUUAGUGUUUGAGAAUUUACUGGAUAUUUUCUGAGCAUAAUGUGGCACUUGUAAUUUCAAAGGAAGAAAGUUCUAAUAGGUUUGAACAAAAUUGUAUUAAUUUGUCCUUGUAACUUGAAUACAAGUACAGUUUAUACAUUUUUAGCCAACCACUAUUUCUUGACCUUGGUUCUUGUGGUGUGGUGUAAUUUUCUAUAUCUCAGUAAACAAGAAUUCAUAGGCUACUGAUGUUAGCUUAUCAGGAAAGCUCUCUUUCCAUUCUUUUCGACUAUAAUACCAAUAAUGUUUCCAGUUAUGUGGCAACAUCUGUAGGUGUUGGGAAAAAUCGAUAGAAGCUUAUUGUGGUGAUAUUUUGCUAGAAAAAAGGUGACUGUGAACAACUUUCACUACCAUUACAGAGCUGAUUUAUUUUUAGAACUCGAGAAAAGUUUGCCUUAUUAUUUUAUAUUUCAUUUAAAGUGUGAUAGGAAAAAAUGUUUUUGUGAAACAAAAUGAGAUAGGCUUAGUUAAAUCAUUUUGUACUUGGCUAUAUCUAGUUUGGUUUUGCUGACACAGCAGCUGUGUUAGGACUGAUUUGCAUUAGGGCGUACAGUCUUAAGGAACUGCUUCAAUGGCAGAGAAAAUCACUGAAAAAAAAAAUCUAAAACAAACAAAUGAAUAUAAAGUGGGUUUAAAACUUAUCACAUAUUAAAUGAAA